Messenger RNA from Colletes gigas, 335 nucleotides. RefSeq names its product U6 snRNA-associated Sm-like protein LSm6. Gene Ontology annotation, cellular component: U6 snRNP; P-body; nucleolus. Gene Ontology annotation, molecular function: RNA binding. Gene Ontology annotation, biological process: mRNA splicing, via spliceosome; maturation of SSU-rRNA. Bases 36 to 335 code for a protein of 99 amino acids. The transcript is spliced from 3 exons. The record is from RefSeq and is a predicted model, not a curated record. Lineage: Eukaryota; Metazoa; Arthropoda; Insecta; Hymenoptera; Colletidae.
GACACUGGUUAGUUAUAAAUGUGAAACGAUAGUGUAUGGUUCUAAAUUUUAUAAACAAAAAUAAAACACUGUAUACAAUAAUUAACAAAUGCGAGAUGAGUCGAAAGGAAGCAUUAUCUCAAUUUAUUCAACAGAUCCAUGGUCGUCCUGUUGUUGUGAAGUUAAAUAGUGGUAUAGAUUAUAGAGGUGUUUUAGCAUGUCUCGAUGGUUACAUGAAUAUUGCACUUGAACAAACCGAAGAAUAUGUGAACGGCCAGUUAAAAGACAAAUAUGGCGAUGCUUUUAUACGUGGUAAUAAUGUAUUAUAUAUCAGCACACAAAAACGUAAAACUUAA